AUGGGCAUCUUGGGUCGCCGCCGCAGGUCCACCGCCGGGUCCCCCGAUUCUACUCCUACAGUCGUCCCCGAACUCUCGAAAGCCCAGAUCAAGCGUGCCACCCGUACACGUAAGAUAUGGGCCCUCCUCACGUCCUUCUUCCUCUUUGUCACGGUCAUCUUCCUCAUCCUCGUCGAGAUCGGCGGCAUCAAGAACCAGAAAAUAAUUCAAGAUUGGUACUUUAUUCGCAUCGAUGUUAGUAACAUCAUCCCGGCCAGCGUGCCCAACUUUGCACUCAUCAACACAAUUGCGCAAACACUGGGUCUACACGAUUUCUACCAGGUUGGGCUAUGGGGAUUCUGCGAGGGCUACGUGAACGAAGGGGUCACAUACUGUAGUCCACCGCAGACACUGUACUGGUUCAACCCUGUGGAGAUUCUGAGCAGCGAGUUAAUUGCUGGAGCUUCGAUUAAUCUCCCCUCCAACAUCAACAACAUCCUCGACCUCAUUAAAAUCGCCUCCCAAGUCAUGUUUGGCUUCUUCCUCACCUCCGCCUGUCUCUCCUUCGUGCUCAUGUUCCUAAUGCCCAUCUCGGUCUUCUCCCGCUGGUGGACCCUUCCCAUCGCCAUCCUCACCUUCAUCAACGCGCUCCUCUGCACCGCCGCCUCCGUUGUCGCAACCGUCAUGUUUGUCAUCUUCCGCAACAUCAUCUCUGGCGUCUCCGAGCUUAACAUCUCCGCCGAUAUCGGCAACUACCUGUUUGGAUUCAUGUGGACUGCGUCCGCAUUCUCCAUCUUCGCAUGGCUCGUUCAAACAGGUUUGUGCUGCUGCUGUGCGAGUCGCCGAGACGUGAAGACGGGACGCAAGAAGGGCAGCGAGAAGGCCUACCAAAUGGCCGGCGAUACCCCGACAAACAGGGUUGCGAUGAGAGGUGCUAACGGUGCGUCGCAGGAGAAGUUGGCCGAGAAGCGCAAAUUCAGAUUCGGAAGACGCAAGGAGUAG
This is a messenger RNA of Paraphaeosphaeria sporulosa, 981 nucleotides long. RefSeq lists its product as uncharacterized. The coding region runs from base 1 to 981 and encodes 326 amino acids. Gene Ontology annotation, biological process: fungal-type cell wall organization. The transcript has 2 exons. The record is from RefSeq and is a predicted model, not a curated record. Lineage: Eukaryota; Fungi; Ascomycota; Dothideomycetes; Pleosporales; Didymosphaeriaceae. Gene Ontology annotation, cellular component: cell cortex of cell tip; plasma membrane.